Messenger RNA from Pocillopora meandrina, 743 nucleotides. The record is from the annotation of a GenBank genome assembly. NCBI's taxonomy places the organism in Eukaryota, Metazoa, Cnidaria, Anthozoa, Scleractinia, Pocilloporidae.
AUGCACGAACUAUUUAGCGGGCUAAACAUGGCCGAGGUAGACAAAGUCACAUAUUUUACUGAGGGUCUAACCCAACCACUGAAAAUCAAAGUGCUCGAGCGAAUGCCAGAAACGCUUUUACAAGCAGAGGAAGUGGCUAGGACCGUUAAUUCGAUAUCUCAACGUGAGAAUACCACUAAAGAGGGUGACCAGAUCGAGCGAUUGAUCGAGGCGCUCAACCGUAGCCAGCAGGUACCAGCUCAAGUACCAUCUAAUAGUGCUCGUAAUACCCUUCAGCCUCAACUUAUUCAAGCUCAUCUUGAGAAAUUGACUCAAGGACUAGACGGCCUGACACCUAUAACCACACACAAGGUUGCUGCGUGUUCAGAGCCCCGAGGAAACUAUGAACGAAAACUGGACGAGCUUACGAACCUUAUGCAGCGUAUGGAGGGUCAGUUACAAGACCAAAUUAAAAACCUAGAUCGACGAUUUGACGCACGCAUAAAUGGUCUAGCACAACGCAGACAAGGUACUCGGGGUAACCGAGAAAGAUCAAGAGAUGGUAGACCAGUAUGUUAUCGCUGCGGAAUGAUGGGACACUUUCAGAACAGUUGCCCCCAAAGAGAUACUGACCAGCGUCAACUGGUACCCAGGUACCCAAACACCGCUCCUAACAACAAUGUGCGUUAUUCCGCUGGUCCACAGUCACGCUUGAGAGCGCUGCCUUCGGCGCAGAGUCAGAACCGUGUUGCUGUUCUGGGUAA